Messenger RNA from Ipomoea nil (Japanese morning glory), 561 nucleotides. RefSeq lists its product as uncharacterized. NCBI's taxonomy places the organism in Eukaryota, Viridiplantae, Streptophyta, Magnoliopsida, Solanales, Convolvulaceae. The coding region runs from base 1 to 561 and encodes 186 amino acids. The record is from RefSeq and is a predicted model, not a curated record. The transcript has a single exon.
AUGGAUCCUCCACGCGAUCCAUUAUUUAACUUCUCACUAAUUUCAUAUAAUGACCCUAAUGAAGCCAAUCAAAACCCACAACCUCCAAUCACUCAAUUCCCCUUUCUUCUUGGAAUGAGCAAUGUGAAUUAUCAGCAAUUACCUUUCUUGUUUCAAGGUGUUCCCCCAACCUAUCAUCCAUCAUAUUCUAGUUUUACUCCAAUGUCUACUCCCACUGGGGUUUCUCAUCCUACUCAUACAACAAAUAUACCUUUGCGAGAAUUUCCUAAGUACUCCACUCAAGAAAUGCCAACACCUCAAGAAACACGACCACCAAACAUAUUGAAAACUCGAUGGACAAAUAAGGAUGACAUGAUGUUAUGCAGCGAAUGGCUCAACAUUAGUAAAGAUGCUGCAGUUGGAAAGGAUCAAAGUGGUAAUAGCUUUUGGAAUCGAGUUGUAGAAUUUUAUAAUCUGUACCGGAGCCAACCUGAGCAAGCCAAAAGGAAUAAAAUGGGAUUGCAGAAUCGUUGGGGGAGGCUAAAUCAUUCAGUUUCAAAAUUCGCCGGCUAUUAUGAAUAG